GGUCACCAUCACUUCCUCGAGAAAGCGCAUCCGCCUUUGAAGUUGCGCGUGUGGCGUAGAGCAGGUGGCACUGUUCUUGGAUUAAAGACCAGCCUUCGCGAACCACUUCACUCCGAAACGAUGUGGAAGUCAGUGGUGGGUCACAAUGUGUCCAUGAAGGUGGCGUCCGAAGGGGACGACUGGGAGACGGACCCUGAUUUUGUGAAUGAUGUGUCUGAGCAGGAACAAAGAUGGGGUGCGAAGACCAUAGAAGGCUCUGGACGAAAAGAACACAUCAGUGUGGCGGCCUUGAGGGAGAAGGUGUCUCAUGAGCACGAGGUGGGGAAGAAGAAGGAGCUGGACAGCGGCCCCAAGGCGUCUUACGGCUACGGCGGGAAAUUCGGGGUCGAGAAUGACCGCAUGGACAAGGCAGCAGUGGGGCAUACCUAUGUGGCAGAGGUACAGCAACACUCGUCCCAGACCGAUGCGUCGAGAGGGUUUGGUGGGAAGUAUGGCGUGCAGAAGGAGCGAGUGGACAAGUCAGCCAUGGGCUAUGACUACAAGGCAGACGUGAAGGAUCAUGCCUCACAGAAAGACCACUCGAAGGGCUUUGGGGGAAAGUAUGGAGUGGAGAAAGAGAAAGUGGACAAGGCCGCUAUGGGCUAUGACUACAAAGGAGAGACAGAGAAACACCAGUCUCAAAAAGACUACUCCAAGGGAUUUGGGGGCAAGUACGGAGUGGAGAAAGAGAAGGUUGACAAAGCAGCCUUGGGUUACGACUACAAAGGAGAGACAGAAAUGCACCAGUCCCAGAAAGAUUAUGCCAAGGGCUUUGGAGGACGUUAUGGUGUUGAGAAAGAUCGCAUGGAUAAGAGUGCAGCCACUUUCACUGACAUGGAGUCGCCAACGUCAGCCUAUGAGAAGACUCAACCACUGGAGGCCUCCACUGCCAGUGCCGGAGCGGGGAACCUUAAGGCCCGUUUUGAAAACAUGGCCCGCGCUUCGGACGAUGAGAACCGCAAGCGUGCCGACGAGGAGAAGGCCAGGAGACAGGCCAGAGAGAAGAGGGAGCAGGAGGACUCCAAACGCAGACAGGAGCAGAUGAGUAGGGAAGAGUCAAAGCCUGCUCCACCACCACCUGCAGCAUCAGCACCAAAGCCGCCACAGCCCAAGCAGCAGAUGCCCCCCUCCGUACCGGCAGCCAAGAAGCCCUCUCCCUCUCCCUCUCCCCCUCAGCUGCCCUCCAGGGCUCUACCCCCCUCCCCAAGACAUGAGCCUGCACCGGAGGAAGAGGAGCAGCUGGAGUACGAGGAGCCCCCCUGUCUACCCCACCGCCCCACAGACCUCCUAGAGGAGGCCGAGGCAGCCGCACAGCCUCCCGAGCUGGAGGACGAUGCUGAGGGGGAGUAUGAAGACGUCGGGGGCCCCUGCAACCUCCAGCCAGAGGAGGAAGAUGAGGCCGAGUAUGAAGACAUUGGGGUGGCCUGUGCCCCGCCAGUGCCAGCCGGUCAGCACCAUGCAGAGGAAGAGGAGGAUGGUGAGGCAGAGUACGAAGAUAUUGGCUUGGCUAAAGCUCAAGCUGAAGAUGAUAAUGAAUACGAAGAGCUGCCAGCUGGGACCACAGCCACUGCCCUGUAUGACUACGAAGGCCAGGACGACGACGAGAUCUCGUUCGACCCCGGUGACAUCAUCACCAACAUCGAGAUGAUUGACGAGGGCUGGUGGAAAGGCACCUGCAAGGGCCGCACCGGCCUCUUCCCAGGAACCUAUGUGGAACUCAAGUGA
This is a messenger RNA of Engraulis encrasicolus (European anchovy), 1764 nucleotides long. RefSeq names its product hematopoietic cell-specific Lyn substrate 1 (gene hcls1). Gene Ontology annotation, molecular function: actin filament binding. Gene Ontology annotation, cellular component: actin filament; plasma membrane; cortical actin cytoskeleton. The coding region runs from base 121 to 1764 and encodes 547 amino acids. Lineage: Eukaryota; Metazoa; Chordata; Actinopteri; Clupeiformes; Engraulidae. The transcript is spliced from 15 exons. Gene Ontology annotation, biological process: regulation of actin filament polymerization. The record is from RefSeq and is a predicted model, not a curated record.